Messenger RNA from Paecilomyces variotii, 924 nucleotides. RefSeq names its product PLC-like phosphodiesterase. The record is from RefSeq and is a predicted model, not a curated record. NCBI's taxonomy places the organism in Eukaryota, Fungi, Ascomycota, Eurotiomycetes, Eurotiales, Thermoascaceae. Gene Ontology annotation, molecular function: phosphoric diester hydrolase activity. The coding region runs from base 1 to 924 and encodes 307 amino acids. Gene Ontology annotation, biological process: lipid metabolic process. The transcript has 2 exons.
AUGAAAACAACCCAACCCCUCCUUCCAAUCCUCUCUCUCCUCUUCACAUCCACCACCACCUUUGCCCAACAACAACCCCCCUGCAACGGCCACAUCGAAUUCUGCACCCGCCAAUACUCCAACAUCAGUCUAAUCGGAGCCCACGACUCCCCCUUCAUCGGCGACCUCCCCUCCGACAACCAAAACCUCAACAUCACCCAACAGCUCGAUUUCGGCAUCCGCUUUCUUCAAGGCCAAACGCACAAAAACCUCGAAGGCGAGCUCGACCUCUGCCACACGUCCUGUCUGCUUGAAGAUGGGGGAUCGCUGGUCUCGUUCCUGCAGACGGUGAAGGGGUGGGUGGAUGAGGAGAGUAAUGCGAAUGAAGUCGUGACGCUGCUUUUGACGAAUGGGGAUAAUGUUCCUGUGGAGGAGUUCGAUGCUGCUUUUGAGAGUGCGGGGGUGAAGGAGUAUGUGUUUGUUCCUGAGUCUAGUCCUGGUGUGUUGGGAUUUGGGGAUUGGCCGACGUUGAGUGAUUUGAUUGGGAAUGGGACGAGGGUGGUUGUUUUCUUGGACUAUGGCGCAAACACCACCUCCGUCCCCUAUAUCCUCGAUGAAUUCUCCUACUUCUUCGAAACACCCUACGACGUAACCGACCCUUCUUUCUCCAACUGCUCCAUCGACCGACCCCCCGGCGCCUCCGCUUCCGGCCGCAUGUAUAUCGUCAAUCACUUUCUCGACGUCGAUAUCCUGGGCGUGCUAGUGCCCGAUCGAGUUGCGGCCCCGACGACGAAUGCCGUCAGUGGGAAUGGCAGUAUUGGUGCCCAGGCGAGUCUGUGUGAGGGGUUGUAUGGUCGGGUGCCGAAUUUCGUCUUGGUGGAUUUCACGGAUCAGGGGGAUGUUUUGGGUGCGCAGGAGAGUUUGAAUGGGUUUUCGGAUUCUUGA